GGUGUGGAGUUUGCGCCAACGGCCCGACGAGCAACUGGCAAGCAGAAGCAGUCGGGCACGGGCUAGUGGGGUAAAGUGCGUGUUAGGUCGUGUGCUUUUGCACGACUGAAUUCCAUCUGCCGACCGAACAUUUAAACGAACUCAAGAAUUCAGUUGCUGAAAAAGUGGGCAUUUUCACGAAAAUGAUCAGCACUGACGGCUACAACAACGUCGACCAGUUCUCUGACGGUUACAUGGAGCAAGAAGAGGAAUGGGAACGCGAGGGUCUCCUGGACCCGGCUUGGGAAAAACAGCAGAAAAAGACAUUCACAGCAUGGUGCAACAGCCACCUCCGGAAAGCCGGCACCGCCAUCGAAAACAUCGAAGAAGACUUCCGCAACGGCCUUAAACUCAUGCUUCUCCUUGAGGUGAUUUCCGGUGAGACCCUGCCGAAGCCCGAUCGUGGCAAGAUGCGCUUCCACAAGAUUGCCAACGUCAACAAAGCACUGGAUUUCAUCGCCAGCAAAGGCGUCAAACUCGUAUCGAUCGGUGCCGAAGAAAUUGUCGACGGUAAUCUCAAAAUGACACUAGGUAUGAUCUGGACUAUCAUUCUUCGAUUCGCCAUCCAAGACAUCUCCGUCGAAGAGAUGACGGCGAAAGAAGGGCUGCUCUUGUGGUGUCAACGCAAGACGGCGCCUUACAAAAACGUCAACGUUCAAAACUUCCAUCUGUCGUUCAAGGAUGGGCUGGCCUUCUGCGCUCUCAUCCAUCGUCAUCGACCAGAUCUCAUCGAUUACAGUAAACUGUCAAAAGAUAAUCCAUUGGAGAACCUGAACACUGCCUUCGACGUAGCCGAGAAGUAUCUCGACAUUCCCAGGAUGUUGGACCCAGAUGAUUUAAUCAACACGCCAAAACCCGACGAGCGUGCCAUCAUGACUUACGUGUCAUGUUAUUAUCACGCUUUCCAAGGGGCCCAACAGGUAUCGAUUAACACCGCUAUGCCGGACGAAAGGGCGGUCAUGACAUACGUAUCGUCUUACUACCAUUGCUUCUCAGGUGCACAAAAGGCCGAGACUGCCGCAAACAGAAUCUGCAAAGUCUUGAAAGUCAAUCAAGAGAACGAACGUUUGAUGGAAGAGUACGAACGUCUGGCGAGUGAUCUAUUGGAAUGGAUUCGUCGCACGAUGCCAUGGUUGAAUUCCCGUCAAACUGACAACUCCCUCGCCGGAGUCCAAAAAAAACUGGAAGAAUAUCGUACUUAUAGACGUAAACACAAGCCGCCUCGCGUGGAACAGAAAGCCAAACUCGAAACCAACUUCAAUACUCUACAGACGAAACUGCGUCUAUCUAAUCGACCGGCUUAUAUGCCCACAGAAGGCAAAAUGGUUUCUGACAUCGCUAAUGCUUGGAAAGGUCUGGAAAACGCGGAAAAGGCGUUCGAAGAAUGGCUUCUCUCCGAAAUGAUGCGUCUCGAACGUCUCGAACAUCUCGCUCAGAAAUUCAAACACAAGGCCGACGCUCACGAGGAAUGGACUCGUGGCAAGGAAGAAAUGCUCCAAAGUCAGGACUUUAGGCAAUGUCGUCUCAAUGAACUCAAAGCUUUGAAGAAGAAGCACGAAGCGUUUGAAUCGGAUUUGGCCGCUCAUCAAGACCGAGUCGAGCAAAUCGCGGCCAUCGCUCAAGAAUUGAAUUCAUUAGAAUAUCACGAUAGCGUCAGCGUGAAUGCCCGUUGCCAACGCAUUUGCGACCAAUGGGAUAGAUUGGGUGCUUUGACACAACGCCGUCGACAAGCUCUAGACGAGGCUGAGAGGAUUUUGGAGAAAAUUGAUAUUCUCCAUUUGGAGUUUGCGAAGAGGGCUGCACCGUUUAACAAUUGGUUGGAUGGCACGAGGGAGGAUUUGGUGGAUAUUUUCAUUGUGCAUACGGUUGAGGAGAUUCAAGGACUCAUCGACGCUCAUUCACACUUUAAAGCUACUCUAGGCGAAGCCGAUAAGGAAUACCAAAGUAUCGUGGGGCUUGUAAGGGAGGUCGAAGCCAUCGUUAAACAACACCAAGUACCUGGCGGUUUACAGAAUCCUUACACUACCCUCACGGCCCAUGACUUGACUCGCAAAUGGGGCGAAGUGCGACAACUGGUCCCCCAACGCGACGCCACCCUCCAAGGCGAGCUUCGCAAGCAGCAAAACAACGAAAUGUUGCGUCGUCAAUUCGCCGAAAAGGCCAACGCUGUCGGGCCUUGGAUCGAGCGCCAACUCGACGCUGUUACCGCCAUCGGAAUGGGUCUCCACGGCACCCUCGAGGACCAAUUGCACCGUCUCAAGGAGUACGAACAGGGCGUCUACGCCUACAAGCCACAUAUCGAAGAAUUGGAGAAGAUUAAUCAAGCAGUGCAAGAAAGCAUGAUUUUCGAAAAUCGGUACACGCAAUACACUAUGGAGACACUCCGUGUCGGCUGGGAGCAGCUCCUCACGUCGAUCAACCGCAACAUUAAUGAAGUAGAGAACCAGAUUUUGACUCGUGACUCGAAGGGAAUCACUCAGCAGCAGUUGAACGAGUUCAGGUCGUCGUUCAAUCAUUUCGAUAAGAACAGGACUGGGAGACUUACACCGGAGGAGUUCAAGUCGUGUUUGGUGUCGUUGGGGUACUCUAUUGGGAAGGAUCGGCAAGGAGAUAUCGAUUUCCAGAGGAUUUUGGCAGUGGUCGAUCCAAACAGCACCGGAUAUGUUCAUUUCGACGCGUUCUUAGAUUUCAUGACGAGGGAAAGUACAGAUACUGACACGGCCGAGCAAGUUAUCGACAGUUUCCGUAUUUUGGCCGCCGAUAAGCCGUACAUUUUGCCUGAUGAAUUGAGACGAGAACUACCACCAGAUCAAGCCGAGUAUUGCAUUCAACGUAUGCCUCCGUUCAAAGGUCCAGGAGCCGUACCGGGGGCUCUGGACUACAUGUCGUUCUCGACAGCUUUGUACGGAGAAUCCGAUCUUUAAAAAUAAAAUUCAUGCCUUACCCCACCCCUUAUUUAUUUAUCUACGACAGACUGAGAAAUCGGUCUGAAACCGAGCAUCGAUUCAUUUUUUUUUCGCUUGGUAUAUUACGAUCAUUUUAAUUUUUAACGGAAAGUGGUUUGCCGUUUCUCAAUCAGUUACGUACUUUUUUUGCAAGUGCUCAGAUUUAUUUAUUUAUUUAAGGCUUCAGUUGUACAGUUUUUGGAAUAAAUGCUCUUUAUUAUACACGUAAAACUAAAAAAUAAGGAGCUUUUAUUAUGUUUUUGGUUGGAGUUAAUUUAUGGUUAUUGAAAUGUAAAAACUUUAUAUUUUUUUGCCCAAAGUAUACUAACAUUACGUAUAUCGAAUAAAUUUUAUUUGAUUUAA
Messenger RNA from Tribolium madens (black flour beetle), 3347 nucleotides. RefSeq names its product alpha-actinin, sarcomeric. Bases 183 to 2963 code for a protein of 926 amino acids. Gene Ontology annotation, molecular function: calcium ion binding; actin filament binding. Gene Ontology annotation, biological process: muscle cell development; actin cytoskeleton organization. The transcript has 10 exons. Gene Ontology annotation, cellular component: cell projection; plasma membrane; cortical actin cytoskeleton. The record is from RefSeq and is a predicted model, not a curated record. NCBI's taxonomy places the organism in Eukaryota, Metazoa, Arthropoda, Insecta, Coleoptera, Tenebrionidae.